AGGUUACAUUACAGCGUCAUUGGUGUACAGCCAUGGUUUGAAUGUUUUAAACAAAAAUACAUAAAAAAAACUUCUUAAAAUCUUUAUAAAUAAAAAUCUUUGUUUUAAAUCUUUGUUCGCAAGUCGGAGACGGAAGUCCACAGGCGGGAAUUUACCGGAAGUACAGGUCCACAUUAAAACAAAGAACAAAAACAACUAGGAUGUUUGUCUUGGAGACAAAGCGGAAGUGAGCGCGGGAUUUCUCUCUUGCCUCUACGUUCUCUCCGUAACCAAGGUAACGCUAGCUUCGUGUUGAUGCUAGCACGGCAGCUAACUGACCGAGCUACACGUAGCUGCCAUUCUGUCAACGCCAGUGAACGCAGCGCGUGUUGAGAUAGUUAAUGUUCAACAAUUGUACGAUAUUCCUGAGUGUGAGCUAAACAUUACUGUUACCAUGUUUGCUGACGAAGACCUGGACUCUGUGAGCGUCCAGUCUACGUGGAGGAAAUCUCAGCAGUCGGUGCAGGAGUCGAGAGGAUGUCAGACUAGCAUGGUGCACAGUGCUGAGGCAGAGGUCCAGACAACUUUGGUCACCAUCGGCAGUACCCAGACAGAGCCACAGUACCAGACGACAGAGCAGCUCCUCCAACAAAAUCAAGACGAGCCAGAGCCGCCUGGUCUGAAGGAUUUCUUGCAGCGGGUUGAGGACAUAGUUAUCAGAGAGCUGGUCAGAAAUGCCAGGAGCCAUGCUUUCGAUGGGUUCCAGGUGAACUGGGAAGAUCAUAGUAAUCUGGUUUCAUGCUUCCAUUGUCUUCAACAUCCCAGCGCUGUAGAGCGAGGUCUGAAUGUAACCAGUCUGUCCUGGAGUUGUACAGGUUCAGUUGUUGCCUGUGCCUACGGCCGGGUUGACGAUGGAGACUGGAGCACUGAGAGGUCGUACGUUUGCAUGUGGAACCUGGACCGCCGAGGUCUGAACCCCAAACAAGCUGAUCUGGUCAUAGAUGUUCCCACUGCAGUCACCGUGCUAUGUUGUCACCCCAACAGGCCUGCCCUCAUCGCAGGUGGUCUGUACAGUGGAGAGGUGGUGGUCUGGGACACCAGUCGGACUCAGGACCCUGUUCUGGUUCAGAGUGGGAUGUCAGCAGACAGCCACAGAGAGCCUGUUUAUCAGGUUGCUUGGGUGCCUCUGGAGAAGAAAGGAGAGUUUGGGGUGCUGAGCGCCUGUUCAGGAGGAAGGGUGCUGCUGUGGUUGGUGGACUCAGACCAGGGCAGGUUGAUCCUGAACGCUGCCUACGCUUUAGUACGACAGCAGCUUCCUCACAGCAGCAGCAGCAGCUUCAAGGCCCGAGGCAGCAGCACUGUGGGUGUCACCACCCUGGCUCUGUCCCCCUGGGACUCUGAUACCUUUUUGGUGGGCUCCGAGGGCGGCCUGCUGCUCAGAUGCUCCUUCUCCUCCCAGACGCCAGCUGAAGCGCCCUCCGAAGGCCAGAGUGUGACGCCAAGAGCCCCGGCUGUCUUCUCAUUCAGGGCUCGCAGCGGCCCUGUCCACUCCAUACACUGCUCACCAUUCCACAGGAACCUGUUUGUGAGUGCAGGGACUGAUGGUCUAGCCCACCUCCACUCUCUGCUGCAGGCCAACCCGCUGCUCUCCCUCAGGGUUUCAGACUCCUACGUGUUUCAGGUGCAGUGGUCCCCAACAAGACCGCUGGUGUUUGCUGCCGCCACCGGACAAGGUGAGGUCCAGAUAUUCGAUUUGGGUCGCAGGUCUCAGAGGCCGGCGGCCACCAUCGAGCAGGGGGGCGUGGGCCAAGCUGCCACUUGUUUGGCCUUCAACAGUCAGAACCCUCACCUCCUGGUGGUGGGGAAGAUGGACGGGACAGUCGGUGUUUGGCAGCUGAGUGCAGAUUUGACGGAGCAGAGCCCCAAAGAAAGCAGCCAACUGGAGCAGAUAGCCAAUCAAGUGGCAGGAUGAGACUGCUAAAGAUUUGUGUGAACUGUGUUUUAAUGGUCACGUCAAAGACUCUCAUUCAACUGUGGAAGUGAAAUAAAAACAGAGGAGAGGUU
Larimichthys crocea (large yellow croaker) is the source of this 2043-nucleotide messenger RNA. It is a transcript of the gene dync2i2, whose product is annotated as dynein 2 intermediate chain 2. Bases 434 to 1951 code for a protein of 505 amino acids. The transcript has 10 exons. Gene Ontology annotation, molecular function: dynein light chain binding; dynein heavy chain binding. The record is from RefSeq and is a predicted model, not a curated record. Lineage: Eukaryota; Metazoa; Chordata; Actinopteri; Sciaenidae. Gene Ontology annotation, biological process: intraciliary transport. Gene Ontology annotation, cellular component: ciliary plasm; cytoplasmic dynein complex.